UCUUUUUUUCAGACUUAAGAGCAUGUGAGAUAUCAAAAUGGAUGAUUUAGAUCACAGCAUGCACAUUGCGGAAUAUGACUGGACGAGCUUCUAUGACGAGAGUGAGGAGUGCGGUCUGCUGCAACCAUCGCUCGCCUGCCCUGAUAACUUGAGCCUUAGUGAUUCAGAGGAUUCAGGAAACUCAUGUUCAGUCUUCAGUACAGGUCAACAGGAGCCGCGGCAGAGCUCUGCUGCAAACAGAGACGAAGCUGGAAGCAACGCUGCAGGAUGCCGCGUGGAAAAAGUGCAGAUGAAUCAGAGUGGUUCAAGAGGAGGGCGGGAUGAUCUUACCACCAAAGCUAGAGAAGAGGUUGAAACACGGGUUAGCUCGCACAUAUGCCUCGUUUAUCCUGGAGGAAAUACUAAAAACACAGGAGAGGUGCAUACCACAGAGGAGACAAAUGACAACAUUACAACAACACUGCUAACAAACGUUCAGUCUUCAGAUGGAGAGCUGAGAGAAGAAGGCGGGGAUCUGCAAACAGAGAGUGUCUCUUGCAAACUUAAAUCCAUACAGGAACCGGACCCACAAUCGUGCAACCAAACGGAACUAAGUGUGAAUGUGCCACACACUGCUACGCACGAGGACGUGAGCAGUGUCGCUGUCAGGGCAGAAAAAGAGCGCUGGUUCGUGACAGUGAAUAACAGUCCCGCGCGACAGAGGGUGCGUGGCCCCUCUGUGAAAAAAAAACGCAGACAAAAAAAAACUCGUAAGGACGAUCAGGUGUGCAGAACCCCUGGGCAGGAGAAAUCCCAUGAAUCUGGCUUAGAGUUAGAGAUAAACAACUACAAUAAGAAAUCUGUGGGAGGGAGGGACACAGAGUAUGUCACACAGUCAAACCAAAACUAUGUACAAAACUCAGGAGGGCAUCCAAGUGCUGAAGAAAAUCCUGAGAGCGUUCAGAUGGGAGUCAUUUCAGAUGUAUCACAAAUGUCUUUAACAACUGGCGACGACGACAAUUUGUCAGAAAAACUGGUAACUUGUCAUUUCCCAGAAGAGAGCAUAAUUGAGACAAACAAACAUGACCCCAGCAGCUCAGCAUCCACCGCGCAUCGCACAUUUAGACACGGAGAGCCCUCACGGUUGGACAGCGUGGAGUCUGAGGAGCUUGAGGACAGUGCUGAGUUCUUCUCCACUCACAGUUAUCAUUCUGAAAGCCACCUGUCAGCUGCCGAAUCAGUGGAGGAACAUCAGCAUCUUCUCGUGGAAAACCAACGUCUGCAAUACUCAUCGUCUCCGACAAAAAGCAGCGAUCUGUUCAACCUGACAGAGAAUACCAAGGAUUUAACAGCUACUAACUCUGAAGGCUAUGAAAGCGCUGAUGCUGAGCCUGCCCUGACAUUUCCAUCUGCUAGCCAAAGUGCUAACACGAUGCCAGAUGACAACUCCAUGUGUGAUAACUACACACACAGCACGGCGCCCUGUGUGCCCUUUGAUAGGCUUCAACCUGGACACCAAAAACACAACAUUUAUCUUUCAGCAUCUGGUUGCUCUUCAGCAGCUCAGCUUAGUCACCCCCCUGUUCCCAAUUUAACUGUAACGCCUUGCUCUGUGGCCGAGAGCCCUGAGGCAUAUGCCUCAGCUGCGGGCCACACUCGACCUGUGUAUGCCAUUUCUGCUUUUUGGGAUGAAAUGGAAAAACUGACCAUAAAUGAUAUUUUGCAGCUUAGGACUGGAAGGAGCACACCACCCAGGGAAACACUAGAAACAGCGACACCAAAUGUGGGAGAUUUCCCAACAAAUCGCAGCUCUCUGGUUGACACUGUGGAGUACAACUUGUCUGGUGGUUGUUCAAUGGACGCGUCCGACACUGUUGACUCUGACUAUUUCACGCAGACUGACGAAUCCAAGCCAGAUCGCUCAAGCUGCGAGUUUUCCACCUCCGAUUUUGAAGAAGAGUACUGGCAGUUUCUUGGUGCCAGCAGGAACCCCAGUCCUGACCCUCAGGGCAAAAGCCAACAACGGGCAAGCAACUCUACUUUCUUUGCACACCAGGAGGAGUCGUCUACAAUCUCUGACGGAAAGGAGACACCUGUGCCUUCAGAAGACUUUUCAGGUAGGUGUUUUGAGGAUCAGCACUCAGAUGCUGUCAUUUCAAGAGAAUUUGCACGACCGAGGCGGAUAGUAAAAACCAGAAGUGUGCACAACGUACAAGCUCUCAGCACAGAGGAUUCAUCUUUGCAGUUGUUACUUGGUAGUGACGAGUGCAGUCUAUUCCACAGCAGCUACCCAUCUCCGGAGGAAAAUGUGGCGUUCACAGCCAGUAACAGCCUGGGAAAAUUGAUCCCUGCACAUUUUCAAUCCAACUCAGACGCACUGGCGGAAUAUCAUCCCAUAUCCUUCCCUGAAGUGUUUGAAUACUUUUUUAAAGAGGAUAAAGCAAAGAGAGACUCUCGGUGUGUAACUGUCUAUGAUCCAGAGGACAUCUCCGUGGCUCCUGUGUUUGACUUCACUCUCCAUACAUUCAGGGAUGAAAUGUCAUCCUCUUGCUUCCGUGAUUCCCAGCGCAGUGAGGAGAAACCCAUCCCCAUUUUCUCUUAUUCUCGUUCCACCAUCAGAGAACUCACAUUCCCAAACCCGGACUAUGUUUUCUUGAGCGCAGACCACGAGGAGGUCUCUCCCAUCAGAGUUGCGUCUCGCUCUUUCAUCACCCAGGGCAGCGAUUGUGUUACAUCUGCUGCAGCCGCACAUGGAUUUCAAAGCUGGAAAGGUUUGGUUUCGAUGAGGAAGAUUUGUUUCCACGACAAAGGUAGCAUCUGGUGGGGGAGGUCCGGUACCUGGGUGUUUCCAGUUGAAACUGAGAAGAUCACCGUCAAGAGAGCACCAAUAACUGUGCUCACUGAGGGGAGAGUCUCUUCAGCUCCUUCUCAGCUGUUUUCUGAGCUGGCUGUGCAGCAGAGGAUCUGGGAAACUAUACACACAACUAGACGGGAGGGCAUCUUCUCAACACUGAAGCAAUCAGACAUGUGUUUGGUCUGCAUCGCUUUUGCCUCGUGGGUAUUAAGAUCUUCUGAUCCAGAGGCUGCUGAUGCCUGGAAAGCAGCUCUGCUAGCAAAUGUGAGUGCGCUGUCGGCUAUCCAGUACCUGCGGCAGUAUGUGAAGAAGAAGAAUCCCUCUCAAGAUGGUCCCUGAUGUGUACACACAAGCGAUGUCCAAGAGAUUUCCAAACAUUUUCACCUGGGUCCAUCCGAAAAUAUGCUCUGUAUAUAUACUAUAUAUUACAUAUGCACUGUCAGCCAGUGUAUGCAUUGGUUACAGUACAGCAUGUAAAGGAGUUAUCAAACUGAUGUUUUCAGUGCUUUUCACAUUUUUAGGUAAAGGAUAAGUCUGGGGCUGAAAACAGUUUCCAACAAAUGCACUAUUUCAAGAUUCCUGUUCAAGAUUCAGAGAUUUGUUCGUCACAUAUUUUCAGUGUGUGCAGUGAAAUGCGGGGGUGGCUAAUGUGCAAGAACAAUAGACAGAACAAAAGUAAUAAAUAAGGAUUAGAAAAACAAAAUGUCAAGGAUAACAUUUCAAAGAUAGAACAUAAUAAAAAUGUAAGCAUUGAGAAUUUUCAGUAUAAGAAAGAUAUUUCACAUGUGUAGGCAGACUACAUAAUUAAGAGUUCAUCAUCCUAAUGGUCUCAGUUAGGUUUGCUAAACACUACAGUGAAAAGUUUUUUUAAAUUACAGUAAAGAUGUUCAUCCUCAAAAGGCACAAAUUGGCUUGGGAAUGAGAGGAGAGUAAUAAGAGACGGACUAACACGUUGGUUUUGGUCUUUUCAUGGAAAAUAUAGCAUAUGGCCAGUCUUACCCUUUACGCAGAAAACAUUUAAGCUGCAUUUUUAACUUGUAAUUACUUUGGUUUUUCAGUUCUGGUAAACUGAUGUUGAUAAAUGGACCACUCUUUUAAGCACAGAAGCUCAUACCUUUUAACAUGCUGUUAUGUACUGUUGUGCCAAAAAAAA
Molecule: messenger RNA, 3986 nt
Organism: Micropterus salmoides (largemouth bass)
Lineage: Eukaryota; Metazoa; Chordata; Actinopteri; Centrarchiformes; Centrarchidae
Gene: perm1b
Exons: 3
Coding region: 38-3172 (1044 amino acids)
Biological process (GO): response to muscle activity; regulation of DNA-templated transcription
Cellular component (GO): nucleus; cytoplasm
Source: RefSeq, a predicted model, not a curated record